Molecule: messenger RNA, 2326 nt
Organism: Caenorhabditis angaria
Lineage: Eukaryota; Metazoa; Nematoda; Chromadorea; Rhabditida; Rhabditidae
Source: the annotation of a GenBank genome assembly
AUGAAUCUAUUUUUCCUAAUUCUAGCAAGUUUUUUGCUAGAAACAGUUGGAGCUUGUCGAUCUGAUCCAAUAAUUGACAAUGGAAUGAAUUAUGAUUUGAAUAUUGAAGAAAAUUGCGAGAAUCAUUUUCCAAUUCAUCCGGAUAAAUCAAUAAACCUCAAACUUCCCUGCGAUUCUCAAUAUAGUUUAUGGAUGACAGUUGAGGAAACCAACGAUCGCAUUUUUCAUUCGAAUGCAACUCUAGAUUGUUCAAGAACCGAUGAGAGAUUUCUAACUUUUCAAGCACCACUCAAUGUUGGGUUGAUAGUUGUUACACAGAAAACCGUCACAAUCAAAGUUCUGAUAACAGAUCAGAAAAAUGUCUGCGCUUACCCAUAUAUUAAAUUGAGCUCAAAUGAAACUAGAGUGAUUCAAGAGGAUCUGACUUUUGAUAACUUGCAAGAAUGUGUUUAUCGAAUUAUUCCAGCUAAUGAUGAUUUCAAUUCAGUUAAUAUAACUUUCGGAUCUUUGGACAACCUCAACUAUGAGCAAAGAAUUGGGAAAGAUGUUAACAUUUAUAAUACAAGUAAAGUCUUCGAUUUGGUCGAUAGUUUUGAUAUUAAAAUCAAUCCCUAUGUAGAAAUUCCAGAAAUCAAAGUGCAAUUUAUAAAUAACGGUGAGAAACUUUGAACAUUUUUGAACAUCUGUUUAUUUUAGAGUGCACAAAAAUGCAUUACUUCCAAAUGGCCGAUAAUUUUUUGAAUAUUCCAUCAAUUCCAAAACCCAGUGAUGAUCAACCGUGUAGCGCUAUUGUUAAAUCAAUAAUAAAAAUCGACUUUGAAAAUUUGAAAGAUGAUGAAGUUAUUUUUAUGCAGCACAAUGUAGAGAAAGAUAAUUUGAAAAUUAUGGAUAGAGCAAACGACAAAGUUGUGAUGGAGUGAGUUAAAAAAUUAAUAAAAUGAGUGAUUUCCUUUCAAUUCAGCGAAACUCAUUGGCUGAAAAAUGCAGCACUUCAAAACAUUACAAAACUUCGGAUAACUGUGACCAACAAAUGGGAUUAUGUACUUAACUUUACACGAGUUCCAAUUCAACACGGAUGUGAAUGUCCAAGUUACGGAAAUCUAGUCAGCACAAAAAGCAGUGAAUUCGGAAUAAGCUUCAAUUCAUGCAAAAAUGUGUUUUGUCAUAUUAGAUUGGAAAACCCGAAAAAUGCCAUUCUCAAUGUUCACUUUUAUUAUUCACAAAUACCUUCAGGCCCCAGUUCUGAUAUUUUCGGUGUUGUUGAGAAGGGAAAAUAUCUUCCGUAAGUAAAAGAAAAAAUAUAGAACUACCAAUAAAAUAGAUUUUAUUGUUAAUCUUCGAAGUUGGAUGAGAACACAAAAAAAACAUUUAAUUUGGAUUUUCAGAUUAAACGGAGGUCCUCACGAUUUCUCGCUAAAUGAUGAUUAUUUUGAAAUGUCUUAUAUAAGAUUGAACAACACGAGUCAUGAUACAAUGUAUUCACAAUUUGAUUGGCAUUUUACAAGAAGUAAGAAUUUUAGGAAUAUUCUUCAAGAGAUUGUGAUUAAUUUCAGAUUUUGAAUGUUCUGAAGAUGAAACUCGAGAUGUUACACCAGGAAGUUCUAUUGAAAUAACUAGCAUUAACUUUCCAUAUCCAUAUCCACCUAAUCUAGAUUGUAAAACAUUGGUAAAAACCGAUCGAAAUUCUACUCUCGAGUUUAAUUUCAAACGUUUUUGUUCUGAUGGAUGGGGUGAUGUACUAGAAAUUUACAAUGGUGAUACGACCGAUUCAGAUAAGAUGAAGACAAGCUUGAAAGGAUGUAAGAAGCCCAACCAAACAAUUCAAACAUCUAGUCAGGCUUUGUUACUUUUCCAAUCGGAUAAUAUUACUAGUUCCGAAAUAACAGGAUACAAGAUUAUUGUGACAGCUAGUAAGUUCCAUAGUUCUUCUCAAGAAAGGGUACUUCUGGAAUAGUGAGACCUCAAAGGGAGAUUUUAUAAUAUAAAACCUCUAGAAUUUUACUAUUCUACACAUCACCUGGAUUAAUUGUCUUAUCCAACCUUUAAAUCUUUAGAACCCUUAUAUUCUACAACAUCUACUACAUCUGCCACCACAACAACAUCUUCUACAAAAAAUCCACCAUCUACUUCAAAAAAAUCAUCAUCUUCCAAUGAAAACCCCGAAUCUUCAAGCUCCCAUGUAUUUCUAUACAUUUUCGUGAUUUUCCUAAUUGCAGCCGGAGGCGCUGGUUAUUUUUAUCAAGAGAAAAUCAAGAAACUCUUACCUGGUUUCAAUUUUCCACUAAACACCGCUCCAACAACUGUGCAAAACGUUAACUUUUCUUAG